Sardina pilchardus (European sardine) is the source of this 5368-nucleotide messenger RNA. RefSeq names its product KIAA0319-like ortholog. The coding region runs from base 763 to 3750 and encodes 995 amino acids. The record is from RefSeq and is a predicted model, not a curated record. Gene Ontology annotation, biological process: neuron migration. The transcript is spliced from 22 exons. Gene Ontology annotation, cellular component: Golgi apparatus; cytoplasmic vesicle; membrane. NCBI's taxonomy places the organism in Eukaryota, Metazoa, Chordata, Actinopteri, Clupeiformes, Clupeidae.
GCGGAAGUACAUGAGAUUGUCGCACUCGCUCAUUGGUCUGUCCCAGAAUGAAGGUGGAAAUCUUGCUGUUGCCUGACCCACGUCUCACGGGGCACAUCAAUACGACUGUACCUCUACCAAAACCUCCUUCGAGUCUUAACCAAAACAGACCAUGGUACUCUGGGCAGAUUCGGCAUUCAAGCGUGCCGUUCAUAUGGCGAAACUGAAGGAAGUAACGUAGACUGCUGAUUCAGAUCCAGAGCAAAGGAGGAAACGGCUUCAGAUGAAAAUUGCUCUUAUCAGUCUUCAUUAGCCCAGUCGCAACGCACAGGCCGGUUGUUUAUGUUCCAGAGCUGAGCGAGAGAAGAGGAAGGAAGCUAAGACAGGAGACGAGAGCUUUCCACUCAACGUCCUAGGAUUCUAUUGGUUCGAAAUCCUAUUUUCUCCUCAGUGAAUCAACCUGCUGCAAGGCUGCUGACCCAGUUUCACCUGUGCGGUGACACGGUGACACAGUGACGGGCGUCCUGACGCGGACUCAUGUGAACGACAGUUGCUCAUGCGAGUUCGUGACAUGCUGUGGCCUGGCAGCAGACUUGCGCCAACAGGUGUAAUACUAACAGAAGAGAGACCGAGGUGUGACGCAUCCCAAAACUGCCUCCAGUUUUCGUUCCCUUGUAACUGCCGCCUCCCGAGUCAGGAGGAGCGCCUAUCUGUUUGGAAUGCGGAUCCUGAGUAAUAAAUGAUUCCGGCUGUCAGCCCUGAGGUGCGUGGACUCGGAGAAAAAUGUCCUCAUCCUGGAGGAACCCGUUCCAGUGGAACGUUCUCCUGUUCCCAAGGCCACAUCUGCUCCUGCUGCUGACUCUGAUCAGCCUCUGCAGCCUCGCGCCUGCCUCAGCGGGGUUGUGUCGGGUGACGGGUGGCGUGCUGGGCAUCCACUGGAGCAGCGUGGUGGGCCUGGGCUGGCGCCCCCUGGCGGUGGGUCACGGCGGGCCGCAGUGCUGGGAGUCCUGCUGCCUGGAGCCGGCGUGCGGCGCCGUGUGGACGCUGGGCGGCCGCUGCGUGCUGCUGAGCUGCUCGCGGCCCCCGUCACCCGGCUGCUCCAUCACCUCGCUGCCCCAGCCCCACCACGAGUCCCUCGGCCUCCUGCAGCAGCUCAGCAAGGCCACCGGCGGGGCGCACCGGAGACGACGGAGGCUACGCCGCGCCACGGCCACCGCCGGACACGGCAACGACACACACACGCAGCAUGUUUCUAGUGGUCAGGCCGCUAACCCCCUGGAUCCGGUCACUCCGGCCAGCGGUGUCGCUCUCCCACAGACGGCCAAUAGGAGCCAGGACCAGCCGGCCAAUGGGAGCGUCCGUGCGUCCGUGCCGCCGCCUCCUCCCGCUCAGCAGAACUCGUCUUCCUCGUCUGCCGCCACGGCAACGGCAGCGCCCCCCUCCAGUAGCAAUGCCAGCGAGCCCGUGCCCAGCUCCUCCCCCAAACUGCAGCCCACGCCAGCACCCACUCAGGCUGUGCGGGAGCUGGUGGUGUCCGCUGGGAACAGCGUGGAGGUCACUCUGCCACGGAGCGAAGUGGAGCUCAACGCCUUUGUGGUGCCGGACCCUCCCCCAGGUACCAGCUACAGCUUUGACUGGCGCUUGAAGACACAUCCCAAAGACUACAGUGGGGAGAUGGAGGGCAAACGCAGCAAGACCCUCAAGCUCAGCAAGCUGACAGUGGGGCAUUAUGAAUUUGAGGUGAUCGUUGACGGCGAUGGAGCUCAUGGGGAAGGCUACGUCAAUGUCACGGUCAAACCAGAGCCCCGUGUCAAUAAACCACCGGUUGCUGUGGUUUCCCCAAAGUUCCAGGAGAUAUCCUUGCCGACCAGCUCCACGGUGAUCGACGGCAGCCAGAGCACGGAUGAUGAGCGCAUCGUCAAGUGGCACUGGGAGGAGGUCAAGGGUCCCCUCAGGGAGGAGAAGGUCUCUGCCGACACAGACAUCCUCACCCUCACCAACCUGGUCCCGGGGAACUACACCUUCAGCCUGACGGUGACCGACUCUGACCACGCCCAGAGCUCCACCCAGGCCAUGCUGCUGGUCCACAAGGCCAUGGACUACAAGCCAGUGGCCAACGCCGGUCCCAACCAGGUCAUCACGCUGCCCCGCAACUCCGUCACGCUCUUCGGCAACCAGAGCAAGGACGACCACGAGCCGCUCGCCUACGAGUGGUCCCUCAGUCCCAACAGCAAGGGCAAGGUGGUGGAGAUGCAGGGUGUACGCACCCCCAUCCUUCAGCUGUCAGCCCUGCAAGAGGGUGACUACACCUUCCAGCUUACAGUGACCGACUCCACUGGGCAGCAGGAUACGGCUGAGGUCACUGUCAUCGUCCAGCCAGAGAAUAAUAAGCCCCCGGAGGCCAACGCAGGCCCAGAGAAGGAGCUGACCCUCCCAGUGGACCACACCACCCUGGAUGGCAGCAAGAGCAGCGAUGACCAGAAGAUCGCCACUUACCACUGGAGACAGACCAAGGGGCCAGACGGGGUGAAGAUUGAGAAUGCGGACAGUGCGGUUGCCACGGUGACAGGUCUGCAAGUGGGUGUGUAUGAGUUCACCCUGACCGUCACGGACGAGAGGAACUUGAAGAGUUCCGACACCGUCAACGUCAUCGUCCGAGAAGAGGUGGACAAACCUCCAGUUGCAAAGGUGCUGUCCAGUACCUCCGUCUCCCUCCCGGUGCGAACCGCCGUGCUGGACGGAUCUCGGUCCUCUGAUGACAAAGGAGGCAUCACCUACCUGUGGACCCGAGACGAGAGCAGCCCAGCGGCCGGGGACGUGCUCAAUAACUCUGACCACCAGGCAGUGCUGUUGCUGGGGAACCUGGUGGAGGGGAAGUACACCUUCACCCUGACCGUGACGGACAGCAAGGGUCAGAGCUCCACAGAUCACGGCAGCGUGGAGGUCAAACCAGAUAUGUGGGAGCGUGACCUGGUGGAGCUGCUGCUAGAGGUGUGUGUGUCUCAGGUGAGCCACCGCCAGCGCGAAAUGCUGCUCCGGCAGGUCGGGGUGUUACUGGGCGUGCUCGACAGUGACAUCAUCGUCAGGGAGAUAAGCGCCUACAACGAGCUCAGCACGCGCUUGGUGUUCCUGGUGUCGGGGGGCCCGGGUCGUCCACCCCUCUCUGGGCACAGCGUUGCCAUGGGUCUGCGGAACAAACUCCACAAGCAGAAGAACGACUUCCUGAUCUUCAAAGCCCGGCGGGUGGACACCGUCAUCUGCCAGCUGAACUGCUCGAACCAUGGUGAGUGUGACUCGUUCACACGGAGGUGUGUGUGCCACCCUUUCUGGAUGGAGAACUUCAUCCGCACACAACUUGGCGAUGCCGAGAGUAACUGUGAAUGGAGUGUGCUAUAUGUUACAAUAGCAGCAUUCAUGAUUGUAGUUGCCAUAGCAACACUGGUUUGGGGUAUUGUGUGUUGUUGUCGCAAGCGUAAAAGCAGAGUGCGACGGAAGAGUCGUUACAAGAUGCUGGAGGCCGACGAACAGGAUACUUUAGAGCUGCACGCACCCAGAGCUGUUCGGGUCAAGGCGGCUCCACCUCCCUCCUCCUCGGCGCUGAUGCGCUCCGACUCCGAGCUGGACAGCGACGACGGCCAGGGGGCCACGCCCUGGGCCGAGCGGGAGCGGGAGCGGGAGCGGGGCCAGCUGCUGCGGCCGCAGAACGGCACCCUGAGGAACGGCCAGGGCCCCGUCCGAGCCAAGAAGCCGCAGAGGGAGGAGCUGCUAUAGCGACGGCUGCCGUAGCCACACACGCUGGAACUCUCCCCCCCCCCCCCCCCCCCCCAACAACAGCUGACUCUGAGGGAGGGUUGGACUUUGGCGUGGUUCCUGCUGAUCCCCACCCACCCAUCCACCCACACACACCCGACCCGCCGAGCUGCACCCAACCUUUAACUCCACACACUGAGCCAGGGGCAGCUCCAGCUCCUCCAUGCCCCCAAGUCUGGGAGAUCCCUGCUCCGCCCCCUGUAACCUCAGACUGCAGAACGAGAGACCCGAGGGGAGCAGAGAGAAGCAAGAUGCUAGAAGUAGCACACAUACAUACACACAUCAACACAACACACACACACACACACACACACACACACACAUACAUACAUGCAAAACACCGCUGUACCCCAUCUGUACACGUACCUCAAGCAUGCAUACAAAAGUUCACUUCCACAAAACUGGCUGUCUCUUCAGACAAAAUCCACUGCCUUGACCCCCCCCCCCAUCACUCCAUCAACACCUACUCUUCCUUGAAGCCAGUGGCAAUAGUGCUGACACAGAACAUUGUCUUAAAAAAAAAAACUAACCACCAACAAUGUUUGUGCAUGAGAUUGAGAUUGUUUUAAAUGCAUUUACGUUUAGAGGAAAUGUCUGCAUGUGGUUAUAUACUGUGUGUGUGUGUGUGAUAUUCUGCUGUGUCUAACAGAUGACGUCUGUAUGGCCUUUUGCGGCAGUAUGUCCCACCUGUGAAUGAGGCUAAAUUGGUCAGCCCUGUGCCACUUUGAUCACCAGCAAAAUGUGUUGACCUCCAGUGAUUGAUGACCAUCCUAAGAAGAGAACUAAUCAGAGAAUAGGGGGGUAAAUGCUGUUUAGUCUUGAGACCCAACCCUACGCUUGACACUUGUUGAAUGACACUGGACUAUCACUGCCCACUUCCAGACCACAGUCUGUCCAAGAGUGAUAUGACGUGCAAACUCAAAAGGUCAAAGGGCACACCUAACCACAGACUUCUGGCUCUCAGAGAGUCAGCCCAAAUGACCACUGCUCCUUCCCCCCCUCCUCACCCUCACUGUUUUAAGCGUGGACAACCACUGUUCAUCUCAGUUUUAACUAUUUUUAGUCUCAGCCAAUCCAGUCACUUCUGAUGCACUUUUGUCCUACGUAGGUGUUUCCAUUAGGAAUCUUUCUGUGUCAGGAACACUCACUCUAGAACUGGAAUAGAAUGGAGAAUCCAUAAGGGAAUUGUUCUGUGUCUGUCUGUUUUACCUCUGUGCCAAUGGCUUUCUAACACUGCAGUACUGUUUGAUGUCCCUGUCUGUUAGGGAGCUGAGAUUUGGACCUCUGGUCCUACCCUUUGUUGGGUAGAUCAUGGAGAAGUGACCAAGAGGGAUUUGGGAAGGGAUUCAUUUGUGAAUGUAAAGAGCUGUGGCAACUUCCUCAGCAACUAGCAAGAGGGGAUACAAGUGACUGUGAACACAGGCAGAUGACAGCUAUGAUAUGAAGGGAUUCCAUUUGGAUUUUAUUGUUUCUUUUUGCGUUAUUUUUGUUUUUCUCAAGUGAAGGAUUUUCACUGUCCUGUGAUAUGAUACAACUGGAUACUGUAAAUUAAAAAUAAACUAAAAUUGUAUUUCAUUCA